GAACCUCACCGUCGAGUCGCGACUGUUGCGAUAUGUGCUAGGGACGUUCGAGCGCAGCUGAUUGCUGUCAAAUCGGAGAUGCGAAGAAACGUCAAAUCCACAAUUGAAACAACACACCACAGAAGCAGCACUUUUCGCUAGGGCAAAUAAAACAAUCUACACAAUGAAGCGGCAAUCGAAAAAUCUGCUACUGGAUCGGAUGCACCGUGGCGUCGUGUAUACCUGCAUGGGGCUCACUCUGUACGGCACCUACAUGCUGGGCGUUCGCGUAUACCGGUACUUUACCGUGAUCAAACCUGCCCGGCAGGCGGAAGAGCUGAAAAUGCUAGAAGCUGGAGCUCCAAAACAAACAGCAUCCUUAGACAACGCGCCCACCCUUACCUCCUAGUUUGAUAGCUAAUCCGUGUUUGGCCGGUAGUCGAAGUGAAAUAGAUUUAGCAUUUGUUUUACGAAUAAAAGGUACACAUAAUGAGGCGUAA
Molecule: messenger RNA, 479 nt
Organism: Anopheles coustani
Lineage: Eukaryota; Metazoa; Arthropoda; Insecta; Diptera; Culicidae
Exons: 2
Coding region: 164-388 (74 amino acids)
Source: RefSeq, a predicted model, not a curated record